This is a messenger RNA of Closterium sp. NIES-65, 1998 nucleotides long. The record is from the annotation of a GenBank genome assembly. Lineage: Eukaryota; Viridiplantae; Streptophyta; Zygnematophyceae; Desmidiales; Closteriaceae.
AUGGAUUCCAUAGACAGCGUAAACCUUUCGGCCCCGCGUCCUCGACCACCAUCGGUGCGAGUGAGGCUGAACCAGCCGUCUUACACGGCCGGCGAAGGCGUCAUUCUUACAGUGCACAUUGAGAACCGAUCCGCGCAUUACGCGGGUGGUCGCCAGAGAGAUUACAGUCAGCAGCAGCAGCAGCAGCAGCAGUAUCAGCGCGGAGACUAUGGCGCUGACGGAUCGGUUCAGCUGGAGAGCCUGAGCGUUGAAGUGAAGGGUGUCAUUCGAUCCGCGUCGGCGCCACGUGCGGAUACAACAUGGUCUUGCGCCGGCGACCAGCCGUGCCUCGUGGCUCGUCCACUCCGCCUCGCCAUCCACGCGCCGCUUGAUCCGGGCUCCUCCAAGUGCUAUACCAUCGAGAUACCUUUGCCGAGUAAUGCGCUUCCAUCGGGGCGCAUGGCUGGAAACGACUCGUUCGCGCUCCCCCUCUCGCUCCCCCUCGACGACGACGCGACCGACCUCUCCGCGCAUGAACCCGCUUCCGCCACCGUGCUCUACCUCGUGUCUGUUUCCGCCGACUGGUGCGGGAUCUCCGUCCCCUGCUCCCCCUCCGUCACCUCCGCCGCCGCCGCCGCCGCCGCCGCCCGCCCCGUGGAGCUCUUGGCGUGGUUCAAGGUGAAAGCCGCCGCUGGUAUUAGCCACGGCCCAGCAAACGCGGCGUUCAACCCAGCCUGCCCGCCCUGCGCGCGCCUGUCCGCGCACGAGAGUCCAUCCGGCGGCCCCUCCGCCGCGCUUGCGCCCUCGCUCUCCGCCGCCACCGCACUGGCCUCCCCGAGCUACCAAUCCCCGUUCCGCCUUCCGCACCUCACCACGCCUAUCGCCUCCGCCUUCCCCGGGGGCUCCUCCCUUCCGCCCACGCCCACGGCCACAACCCCCUCCCCCGCCUCCACCCCCCUCCAAUCCCGCCGGCUGCUCCCCCACCUGUCCGCGCCGCGUGAGGGCUCUCACGCGCCGUCCCGCGCGCCGCCUUGCCCUGAUGAUGUGGAGGCCGUGAGCGUCGCCACUGUGCUGCCGUGUGACGUCAGCAGCAGCAGCAGAUUCGGCGCAUGGGGAUGGGCGCAGGGGCAAGCGGUUGCAGGAGUGGGCGCGCGCGGUAUGCGGAGGAGUUGCAGUGACGACGAUGGUAUGCGCGGGCAUGGGCGUGGUGGCAAAGGGGGACCCAUGUGGGGAAGCGGAGGGAGCGCGGAAGUGGCGGAGGGGGGGGAGGCGGAAGGGGAAAACACCUACAGCAGCAGCAGUGGUAGCAGUGCAGGAUGGGGUACGGAGGAGGGUAGUGAGGAAGCGAACUAUGGGAAUAGUCGCAGAACCAUGUCUCUGCCGGCGUCAAGGAGGCUCCCUUCCGUUCCAGUAGAAGGCCUAUUGGCCCCGGAGCACGAGCAGGAGUUCCCUCGGCAGCUGCUGCUGCAGCCCCAGCACAUCGGAACUCUGCCACCCCUUGCGCCCCACUCCCCCCGUGCUCCCCACACCCACCACGCCGACAAUGCCAAUUUUGGCAACCACACCCACCAUGGCCUCUACCCUGUCUGUCGCGGUCCAGACUGCCAGCACACUUCUUGCGAUGCAAUGCCGAUCGGCUCCCCUGCAGACUGCCUCAACUGGAAAGAGGUGGAGGCGUUCUGUCGCAACAUGGACAGCGCACGCGUGCGCAUAGAGUCUAUUGACAUCCAGCACGAGUCACGGAACAAGAAUCCCGCACCGCAUGGCGUGCGAAGCGCAGCCAAGGCAGGCUUUCGAACCAAGGCCAUGCACGGAGAGGAUGGGGACGGGGAGGGCGGCGAGGCGGAGGAGGGACAAGGGGAGCAGGAGCAGGAAAAUGGGAAGCGGAGGGAGAGGGAGGAGGUGGCGGGGAUGGAGGCGUGCAGCCGAGUGCUGUUUGCAGUGAAGUUCCAAGGCAUGUCGCUGUGGCAUUACCCUGCCACUGACAGCGUGAAGCCAUUGUUCCGCAUGGCUUCUUGA